GGACAUCUUCGGACUUCGAGAAAAUGGAGAUGCAAAGUACGGUCGGGAUUUUCUUGUUAAAAACAACCGUGGCAGUGGUACCAACCAAAACAAUUUAUGUUUCCAGAACCCACCUGCGCAGAGUUGUCGUUCCUGUGCCGGUCGUGAGGAUCAAAAUGAAAUGCAAGGCAACAACUUUUUCCGUGACUAUUAUGUGGACGCGUGGCUGCAGUACGAAGACGCUUGGGACGAGUUCGAGAAGGAAGUUAUGAAAUGCAAAUAUGUCUGGGUCUGGAAGAUUCUAAACUUGUGAUGCUGUCUCUGGAUUCUAAAAAAAAUUGCAUUGCAUGACCAGCAAGAGGACUCCAGUUUCUGCCACGCGGAGAGGACAUUUCUCGUGCGGUAGAGGCAUCACAAAGCCCUCGAAAAAGCUGUGAUGCUAGAGCAUGCAUCAGAGCAGACAUCAUGGGCCAUUCAGAAUAUGCAUGACAAGCCUGGCAAUCCCGCAGACCCAGACAUUUUUGCAUUUGAUAGAAGUGAGUGGCAAACAACAGCAAAUCCGGCUUCUCAGCGACAUCCCGUUUCCGCCCGGACACACGAAUCCGCGGACAUCGCUGCUGACCCGCGCCACGAACCAGAUUUCAGCGAAGGAUGCUUAUUACAAACUGGUGCUCCGGUACCACCCGGACAAGUUUCUGCCGAAGUUUGGACAUCGGGUUUAUUGUGGCGCCCCAACUGGUCUUCAUCCAAGCGAAAGCGAGAAGGAUGAUAUUAAUGCAGAGAACAAUCUGGAAAGAGAAAUUGUGAAAAAAAUCGAACAGAUUUGCCAUCGUUUGAACCAAGAAUGGAAAGGAAAACAUCACCUCGUCCAGGGUAAGAAUUGUACGUAGAUGCGAUCCAGGGGAAAGACCUUCGUGAAAUACAAGGACUUCGCUUCGUAGUAAUGGCUCCACCUCCGAAAAUUAGAGGUGAAAGAAGGACGCCUUCAUGUAAU
Molecule: messenger RNA, 973 nt
Organism: Amoebophrya sp. A120
Lineage: Eukaryota; Dinophyceae; Syndiniales; Amoebophryaceae
Source: the annotation of a GenBank genome assembly